Molecule: messenger RNA, 8465 nt
Organism: Hemicordylus capensis (graceful crag lizard)
Lineage: Eukaryota; Metazoa; Chordata; Lepidosauria; Squamata; Cordylidae
Gene: RPRD2
Product: regulation of nuclear pre-mRNA domain containing 2
Biological process (GO): mRNA 3'-end processing
Cellular component (GO): RNA polymerase II, holoenzyme
Molecular function (GO): RNA polymerase II C-terminal domain binding
Source: RefSeq, a predicted model, not a curated record
GCGAGCGCCCUCCUCCUCCUCCUCCUCCCCCUGCCUCGCGCUCCCCCCUCCCCUCCGCGGCGUUGCUUGUGCGACCGAAGGGGAGGGAAGAUGGCGGCCGGCGGCGGCGGCAAGGCCUCCUCGUCCUCCUCCUCGUCGUCCUCCUCCUCCUCGUCGUCUUCCACGGCGGCGGCGGCGGCGGCCGGGGCCGCUCCGGCGUCCUCGUCCGGGGCGCAGCUGGAGGCGUCGCUGGACAGGAAGCUGCAGGCGGUGAGCAACACCAUGGAGUCCAUCCAGGGCCUCUCGUCGUGGUGCCUGGAGAACAAGCGGCACCACAGCACCAUCGUCCGCCACUGGAUCAAGUGGAUGCGCAGAUCUGCCUUUCCUCAUCGGCUGAACCUUUUUUACUUGGCCAACGAUGUCAUCCAAAACUGCAAAAGGAAAAACGCGAUUGUGUUUCGCGACACGUUCGCCGAGGUGCUCCCCGAAGCAGCAGCUCUAGUGAAAGAUCCAUCAGUUUCCAAAUCUAUAGAAAGGAUCUUUAAGAUUUGGGAAGACAGAAAUGUGUAUCCAGAGGAAACGAUCACACUACUAAAAGAAGCAUUGAGUUCCACUUUCAAAACUCAGAAGCAGCAGAAAGAAACUCAGAGCAAACCACCAACUAAAUCCUGGAAGAAAUCUCAAACCUCCACAAACCCGAAAGCUGUGCUAAAGUCCAAGAUCGUUGCAGAAUUCCGACCGCAGUCCCUGGUCGACGGGCUUCUGCUCCACAAGCGGUCCGAGGACCAGAUCGAGCUGAAGGAGAAGCAGCUCUCCACCAUGAGGGUGGACGUGUGCAGCACGGAGACGCUGAAGUGUUUGAAAGACAAAACCGGAGGGAAGAAAUUCUCCAAGGAGUUUGAGGAGGCAAGCGCCAAACUCGAGGAAUUCGUCAACAGCUUGGACAAGCAAGUGAAAAGCGGCCCUUCCUUGACGGAAAUUCUUGAGAACGCAGGGAUAUUCUACGAAGCGCAAUACAAGGAAGUCAAGGUGGUGGCAAACGCUUAUAAAACAUUUGCCAACAGAGUGAACAACCUCAAGAAAAAACUGGACCAGCUGAAGGCGACACUUCCCGAUCCCGAAGAGUCGCCCGUCCCGUCUCCCAGCAUGGACGCCCCAUCUCCAACCGGUUCGGAGUCGCCCUUCCCAGGAAUGGGGGAAGAGGACCACUCCCCAUCGCCUGAGAAGGAACGGAAGAAGUCGCCUUCUCCAGAGCCUGCAACAGACAAUCGUGACGUGGAGGAUAUGGAGUUGUCUGACGUCGAAGAUGAUGCACCGAAAAUUAUCGUGGAAGAGAGGAAGGAGAAACCGGCUGCUUCCACCCCACCCACCCCAGGGCCCACAAAGGUAGCAGAAAGCGUCACAAAAGCCUCUCCAACAGUGGUGGCAGCAACGGCGGCGGUGGCAGCAACAGCGGUGGGGCCAGCGACCCUUCCUCCAACCCCCAUCACUCCUCCAACACCGAAACCCGCAACCCCAGCACCCCUUCCUCAGUCGCCAGCGCUGGCUUUGCCGAACCUUGCCAACGUGGACCUGGCAAAGAUCAGCUCCAUCCUUAGCAGCUUGACUUCAGUUAUGAAGAACACAGGGGUGAGUCCUGCCUCGAGACCUUCCCCGAGCAUCCCCACGAGCCCAACAGCUCUGACGAGUGGCUUGAAGACGCCGGUGGCCAGCACCCCAUCUGCCCCUUCGAACCCGCUGGCAAACAUCCUCUCCAAAGUGGAGAUCACCCCUGAGAGCAUCCUGUCGGUCCUCUCCAAGACCCAGACUCAGACCGCACCGACUCUGCAAGGCUUGUCUUCAUUUCUUCAAAGUGUCGCUGGAAAUACAGCCCAGCCUAGUGAGAUGGCCUCUCAGAGCACCUCUGCAUCGCCAGCUAACACAGCGUCCUCUUCCAUGAAGGGGAGAAAUGUCUCCUCCAACACUCAGCCAGUCAUGCCCCAGAGUUUUGGUUAUUCUCCAAAUUCUUCUUCUGCUGAGGUUUCUUCAACAUCUGUCAAUAAGGUCCCCACUGGACAUAGCACAGGGCUCCCCAGUUCCAGUUUCAAGCCGCCCAGCAACUCCUUAGGAUUCAGCAGCUCCCAUGCCAGCCCCUCCCUUCGGCCAGCGGAGAACCCCAUGAGCCAGUCUUCCGAAAUUUCGGAGGCCAAACUAGAGUCCGAGCCCACUUCUCCCAGUCUGGAAAUGAAGAUACACAACUUCUUAAAGGGGAACCCGGGAUUCAGCGGCUUAAAUCUGAAUAUUCCAAUUCUGAGCAGCUUGGGGUCCAGCGCACCGCCCGAGACGCAUUCUUCUUCACCUGAUUUUAACCGUGGGCCCACAAGCACAUCUAUGGACAGCAUAGAUGGCACUCCUGUUCGUGAUGAACGGAGUGGGACGCCGACUCAAGAUGAGAUGAUGGACAAACCCUCGUCCAGCAAUGUGGACACCAUGUCGCUGCUCUCCAAGAUAAUCAGUCCCGGCUCUUCAACUCCCAGUAGUACAAGGUCGCCGCUUCAGAGCCGGGAUGACAGCUAUCCCCAAGAACUGCCUAAUUCUGUGUACAGGUCUUUCAGUCUAAGCAUCGACUCUCCUGCUGCUAUGUACAAACAGUCCUCCGAUGGUAUGGAGUUACCUUCCUCCUUAAUGGAAUCUCCACAGGAGAAGUUCUAUCCAGACACCUCCUUUCAGGAGGACGAAGAUUACCGAGACUUUGACUAUUCCGGCCCUCCACCAUCUGCUCUGGUGAACUUGGAGAAGCAACCAGCAAAAUCUAUCCUGAAGCCGGGGAAACUUUCCGACCCUGCAGAGUACCAACCGGUUCUGUCAAGUUACAGCCAAAGAACCUCAGGGUUUGGCAUGAAAUCCACUUUCCCCCAAUCCAUGAGGUCGCUCCAUGACCAGAGCGAAAGCUGUGAUCCGCUGUCCUCUCCCGGAAUGUAUGGAAGCUAUAGCUUACGGGGGAACGACUCUGGUUCAGAUGCAUCUCCUACGCCGAGCAAGAACGACGUUUUCUUCGCAGCGGAUUCCAAUCACAACAGCUUGUCCAAAUCCAUGCCGCACUCCGGCCUUUCACAGAAACAGUACCCGGAUUCUCCUCAUCUGGUUCCGCACAGGUCGCUGUUCACUCCCCAGAACACGCUUGUGUCCCCAACUGGUAGACCCCCAAUGCCCAACAUGGAGAAACCCAUUGUGUCUUCCAUCUCAGCCACUUCGACCAUCGAGUUUAAGAACAUGCUCAAGAACGCGUCUCGCAAGCCCUCGGAGGAGAACAAGCAUUUCAGCCAGGUCCCCAAAGGGGGUUCUAGUGAUGACGCCAACCUUGGCCAGGCUGGAGUUUCCGCGGGAGGAGAGCCGCAAAAUCAGCAAGAAGAGCAUUACCAUAUCGAGACCCGGGUGUCGUCCUCUUGUUUAGACUUGCCUGACAGCACUGAGGAGAAAGGAGCCCCCAUAGAAACCUUGGGUUACCACAACGCGUCCAAUAGGGGAAUGUCCGGUGAACCCAUUCAGACGGUCGAGUCGAUAAGGGUCCUUGGGAAAGGGAGCCGAGGGCAGGGAAGAGAGACCAGAGCAGGGUGGUUUGAGUUGAGCAACCCUGGCAGCACCUUUGAUAAUGGCCCUUCGAGUGCGACCGAGAUGCCCAUGAUGGGCACGGGUGGCAGCGGUGGGCCCGGCUUCCAGACCCAGUACAAAGACCGCGUCUCGCCAUUUCAGGAGAACACCAAUAACUUCAGAGCCACUAAUUUCAGCACUGCCUUUGAUCGCCACGUCCGACCGCCUCUCGGGCCAUCUCCAUUAGAGCACGGGACUUCCUUUCCAAGGGACCAGAUUGGGCCCCCUCCCACAGGGCCUCAGCCUCUUCGACCGAAGGAUCUCGGCACCCUCUUCCCCAGGGACCACUCGGUUCCCCCUCCUCGUAUGCCGUCAGUGGAUCAUGUUAACCCCUUCUCGAAAGAAACCUCAUCCCCGCUUUCCUUGCCCCAUGGCGUCCCUCCCCCCCCACCUCCUUCCUUAGAACGUAGCGGAGUUCCGUUUCCGACUCAGCCACCCCCUCCCCUCCCCGUGGAACACGGCAGUGUUCCGUUCUCAACCCCUCCGCCACCUCCCGGGGAUCUCGGCCUCCCGUUUCCUGCUCCUCCCCUCGCUGCGGAACACGGGGGCCCGUUUUCCAAGGAUCACAGUGCUGUCCACCAAGGAACGCUGAAAGAUCACUUUAACAUGCAGCCCGGAGCACCACGAGACCAAGUGGCCCAAGCUCAGCGCGACCAUGGCGGUCCGUCCCUUGGUCGGGCUCGAGAGAGCGUAGGCCUAGCCGCCCUGGCAAGAGAUCCCUUGGGGCCCACCCUUAACGUUGGAUCCUCUAUCCCACCUCACCGAGACAGCACAAACCGAGGUGGGCUGGGAGCUAGGAACCAGAGGCCAGACUUCCGCCCGCGGGAGUCCUUCUUAAACAGAGACCCCUUUAACAUUAAAAAGGCCUCGGCCCCCCUUCGCACGGGGGCCUCCUUUCUUUGCACCAAAACGCCCCUUCUUCCCUCCCAGGUACUGAAUGAAGGUGUUCCGGAACUUUCUAGAGAGCAGUAGAAGUAGCACUCUCACUUUUGUUUGUGUGCGUUUUCCUUUUCGUAAAAGGCCCCGGCAUCUUUUUUGGUUCUGAAUUAAGGUAUGUUCUGUACUGCAGCAUAAUUUUUCCCCCUGUUGGUUUUUUGAGGGGUUUUUUAAGCCGUUGGCCUGAAUCUUAAGCAAGGGGCGGGGUGGAGUUCACUUCUCUUCUCCCCCCCCCCCACCCCCCGUAACCUAAUCUUUAAGAUGGUUGUUGAAAUAAAAGCUUUCAGUAGCUAUCAAACAUUCAUAGAACACGGGACUUCUUUGGGUUUGUUUUCUUUUUUGCCAAUGUUCCAGAUUGGCUAAGGGUAAGUAGGAGUCCAUGCCAGAUCCUGCAGGAAUUGGUGGAGGAGGAUAAAAAGGUCCAAGAAGGCAAAUUGGCUUUUCUCUCUGGCAAUUUUAACCCUUUCUGUGCUUGCCCCUCUCUCUUGUCGCCAGUGACUCCGUCUCUUCCCUCCAGUGGCCUGUGCUUGUUCUCCUCCUUGGAUCUCUUGGCUGCCAGUCUCCAUCUUGGCUCGAAUCAGCUCAGGGGAAAGGAGGAUGCCAUUGUCUUUCUGUAUGCACUAAUCCUUGGGUUUGCAGUCCUUGAGGUAGUUCGGUUCCUCUUGAAUUUCUCAGCUAGGCGAGGAAGUGAAGCCUCUGCUAAGUUUCAUUUGGCUUCAGCCUCAACCUUUUGAUUUGGGGAUCGGCAACCCGGUGGGCUAAUCUAAGCUGGCCCAAGGGUGGGUGCCCGAGCCCUCCUCCCCUUAAACCUGCUGCCAUCCUUGUGCUCGUCACUGACCGAGGCUCAAGACCUUGGGAGGGACAAGUGUGGAGACAGCUAGUACCACACAGGCAAUCUAAUGUUUUUCUCCUCCCCUGCCAUUACUAGUCAUGAGUGUAGCUAGGCCCAAAGAGCUGCUUUUAAUUCACUGCGGGGAAGUAACAGGCCAGUUGUCAGGGGGAAACACAGUUUGGUGUCCAGAGCGUGUAGGUUUCUCUACACAGCAGCAUCUGCAGGCAUGUAUCGGCAUAGUCGAUCCCGUGUCAUUGCACCAGGCCACGGCUCCGUGCCUCUUGCUUUGGCCUGCUCAGAGACGAGUUUUUCUUGGACAUGCCCCAUUGAGAGCAAAGUUGAGAGGCAACAUUACCACACUUCUCCCCCAGCUCACUUGCUUUCUGCACAGCUGUGCACGUAUGCAGGGUGUUUUGGCAAGGAAAUUAGAAUUCAGUUAAUAAGAGUUGAGGUCAGAGGCACUGGCCAUUUUGUGCCCUUGGAAAAGCAAUUUGCUGUACACUGUGUGUGCACACCUUUUUUUUAAGUAUGUGGGAUGUACAAUUUAUAUAUUGGUAGAUUCCAAAGGUUCUGGAUUGAUGGUGGGUUUUUUUAACGUGGCAUUUCCCUAGGCUUGCCGAAGAUGCAGUAGUACAGUGUAAACCCCCGCAAAUGUAGAACGACAGCUUCCCCUUGGCACAUCUAAUCUAUGCAGUCUCCACUUCCCCGUUAACAGCUCCGUUCCAGCCUCUCGGAAUAUUGAUUGAAACAAAUGAGAAAUCGGAGCCAAAUUUUGCAGGUUUGGUACACAAAGGUUUGGGUUUCCUGAAGCAGCAAGGACGAUGGCAAUCUCCCUCCUUGGUGUAGAAAGCAGAAAGGUUAACGCAGCAGGAAGCUAGCAUAACUGACAGGGCCUCUCUCACAAGGCUUUGGGAGAGUGCUGGGACACUAACUCCCCUCCCCAAACUAAAAUUCCCCAAGGUCCUUGCAGGAACGGAAGGGGGUGGGGUGCAUGGCAGGACCCACCUGACAAACCAGUUUAACUUGUGUACUGUGUGUACCUAGCUUUUCCCAGCCUGUAAAAAUGUCAAAUUAUACUUGUAGAGAACAAAAGUGUUUCCUCACGCAGCACCAGGUAACCAACAUGGGCUGGUUUGACACAGCCGUGUCUCUUUGUAAACUGCAUGCAUUUGGUAACAUUUGAUCACCUUUUGGGGAAUAUGUGUGGAGAUUCCUUUAUGACACUGUAUAGAAGUCGGCAAGGGGGCAAUCGGCAGGGAAGUGAUCCCACACAAGCCCAGUUGAAAAUGGCUCGUUUCAAUGGGGGUUCAAGCAAGAGAACUUACUGGCAGAUUGCCUGUCACCCCAACACCCUUGUCUUUUCCAAAUUUUAAGGCAGGCCUUGGGACAUAAAAGGCAAAUCUUAAAGGCAACACUUUCCUCCCCAUCCCCAUUUUUAUAGGAUGAAGAAUGUGAAACAUUUUUUUUUAUUAUUUCUGCAGCUCUCUCUCUCUCUUUCUCAGUGGCGAUUUCAGUAACUUUUGGGAAUCUGGAGGUAACGCCAAGACCGCAAAGACGGCGCCUCAAAUUGACCACCUAAUAGGAAAUAGCUUCUAGCCGUCAGAGCUGCCCUUUGGGCACUGUGCAGAAAAGGACUGAAAAAGAAACAUGGCAUGUAAAAAGGCAAAAUAUUUUAAUGGUAAAUUUCCAUGUCUUUUUCCCCCCAUUCCUCCCCAAUUUUUUUAAUACCUGAUUUUGUGCUUUUACUUUAAAAUGUUCCUAGUAACUAAUGGCAGAAAUGUAGACGUGUGUGUUGUGUGUUUUUUUUUUUUAAAGUUAGGUUGUUGGGCAGGAAAGAUUUUCCCGCCUAGGGUUUUAUCUUCCUUUCUCCUUUGCUGUUACUUUUGUAUUUCACCUGAUUAGGGGGCGGGGGGACGGGGACAAAAGAAAUAAACAGGUGUUUUUUUUUUAGGAAAACAGUAGUCUCUCUCAUGAAGGAUAGAAUUUCCUAAGAGAGAGAAGGGGAUCUCAGAUGCCGUUCUGACUCCUCUGGAAGCGCCGUGGUAGGGCUGAAAACGUUAACGCUGUUUGAUGAAGUUAACGUGCACGGAAGACUCGAGAGGGCCUCUUAGGAAAUGCUUCCCUCUGGGUCACUUUGCCACAUCUGCAUCCUCCAGAGCAAAUUCUCCUUAGCUAUGCCUCCGGGGCUUCUUAGGGCAGAGAUUAGCCAUGGGGGUGGGUGGGCUGGGCAUGCAGUUGUCCUUUUCCUGCUUGUGACAUACCCCACACGUUCAUUAAGCAGCCCCUUUGCCCACACGGUGGCAUUUUGGGUGGAGGAAAUGUGUCCCGAUAACGCGAGCCAAACCCCAGUGCUGCUGCUAGGGCGGGAAGGUGUGGCAGCGCUGGGAAGCCCACGGAGGUCACUCGGGCAGGCAGCAACCGGGAGCACCACCCUUCCGAAACAGCUGUAAAUAAUUGAUGUGCUUUUUUAAUUUCUGUGCCUGUUUUGAAAAGAAAGAGUUCGAUGUUUGUUGGCUUGAUAUUUUCAAGUGUUUCCCCCGCCCCUUGUGCAGGGGCAGGGCAGGGGCACGACAUGCUCGGGGGCGGGGCAAACCGGGGCGGGCUCAAGGCAGCCUUUGAAUUGUAUAUUAACACAUUUAAUAAAAAUAACUAGUUUGUUUUUGACAUUCUUCUUGUAAAUAAGCCCUCUUUUAAGUGUGCAAUAGGUAUAAGGUUGAGAACACACAGCAGAAGAGCCCAACCCGUCGGUUCCUGGAACUUGCGCUUGGGACCGCUUCGUCUUUGCCAGAGGGGACGAGACGGAGCCACCUGCAGUUACACGUUGGCCGGGGGUGGGGGGGGGAGGAGGGGAGACCGCCGAUGGAAUCCGGGUUGGAAGACCUGAAUACAUGCAUUUGCCAAGUCGAGACUGUUGCUGUUGUGUCCCGGGGGCAGGGAGGCAGCGUCGGACAGCGGCUACCACUCGCAGAGCAAAAUGCAAGCCGGUGUGCUGUGGAUUCUCCGUGCGCCCCCCCCCCCCCGUGUCCUGGAGCCUGCCCUCCCUUGGCUUAUUUUUGUAUUGUAUCCUAAUAAAGUGUUCUCUACUUGG